Messenger RNA from Boleophthalmus pectinirostris (great blue-spotted mudskipper), 410 nucleotides. RefSeq names its product metallothionein 2 (gene mt2). The record is from RefSeq and is a predicted model, not a curated record. NCBI's taxonomy places the organism in Eukaryota, Metazoa, Chordata, Actinopteri, Gobiiformes, Gobiidae. The transcript is spliced from 3 exons. Gene Ontology annotation, molecular function: metal ion binding. Bases 130 to 312 code for a protein of 60 amino acids.
CGGUCCUACUACUAAUCAUGGCCUAUAAAAGCGACAGGACUCAUCAUUAUCAUCACACCAGCUUAACUUGACCACGGAGGAAGACGCACAUCUACUGCACUGAUCACGAAAAGCCAGCGAUUUGAAACGAUGGAUCCUUGUGACUGCUCAAAGACUGGAAACUGCACCUGCGAAGGAUCAUGCGCGUGCAAGAACUGCUCCUGCACGAGCUGCAAGAAGAGUUGUUGUUCUUGUUGUCCAUCUGGGUGCAGCAAGUGCGCCUCUGGGUGUGUGUGCAAAGGGAAUACUUGUGACACUGGCUGCUGUCAAUAAAAUCCUGUUGCCUAUAAUGUCCUGAUUUAUUGUGAUGAAACUGUAACCCAUGUUGUAAUUUUCUUUUGUACUACUAAUAAAUGAUUACUUUAAAAAGC